Messenger RNA from Laccaria bicolor S238N-H82, 1334 nucleotides. RefSeq lists its product as uncharacterized. The transcript is spliced from 5 exons. Gene Ontology annotation, biological process: formation of cytoplasmic translation initiation complex; translational initiation; formation of translation preinitiation complex. NCBI's taxonomy places the organism in Eukaryota, Fungi, Basidiomycota, Agaricomycetes, Agaricales, Hydnangiaceae. The coding region runs from base 1 to 1197 and encodes 398 amino acids. Gene Ontology annotation, molecular function: eukaryotic initiation factor eIF2 binding; translation initiation factor activity; GDP-dissociation inhibitor activity. The record is from RefSeq and is a predicted model, not a curated record. Gene Ontology annotation, cellular component: cytosol.
AUGGCUUCAGGAAUUGUGAACAUCCGCCGCGACGUCGAUGACAAGUUUUAUCGUUACCGCAUGCCCCUCCUCACCACCAAAAUUGAAGGCAAGGGAAACGGCAUCAAGACAGUCAUCCCAAACAUGUCUGAUGUGGCCCGUGCCCUCAGUCGCCCUCCCACCUACACCACCAAGUUCUUCGGCUGCGAACUUGGCGCCCAGACUUCCUUUGACGAGAAAAACGACCGUUACAUCGUCAAUGGUGCCCACGACGCCAACCGCCUCCGUGAGCUUCUCGACAUCUUCAUUGACAAAUUCGUCCUGUGCAAGUCGUGCAAGAACCCAGAAACCGAGCUUGUCAUUCUCAAAAUUGGACGCUCGGAGGAUAUCAUUCGGGAUUGCAAGGCCUGCGGUGAACGCACUGGCAUCGAUAUGAGGCACAAGUUGACUACCUUCAUUGUCAAAAACCCACCCGUCAAGAUUAAGAAAGGGAAGAACAAAAACACAGAGGACGGGCACGCCGAUGACGCUGGCGGGGAAAGUGACGACGAGCUGACCAGGAAAAUCAAGGCGGAAGCUGCUGAGCUCAACACCGACGCAGCCCUCUCUAAAGAGGAUUGGUCCGCAGACACUUCGCCGGAAGCUGUCAAGCAGCGUAUCAAGGCUCUUGAGGGCUCGCUUGCGGCGACUGUCAUUGGUGGUGACGAUGAGGGCAGUGACGAAGAUGCCAAUAGCCCCUACUCUCAACUUGGUCGUUGGAUCGAGGAAAAUGGUGGCGAUGCUGCUGAAGAUUCCAAGGCGCACGCUAUCGCGAUCUACAAAAAGGCCGAGGAGUUGGCCAUCGAGAAGAAGCACAAGACUGUGCUUAUCGUCGUCCAAACCUUGUUCACCGAAGAUAUCUUGACUGAGUUACCGAAGUAUGUGGCGCUCUUGACCAAACUGGUCACCUCUGAGAAGCACCAGAAGUCGCUCCUGGGUGGAAUUGAGGUUCUGGUUGGCUUGUCCCACCCUGACCUUAUCCCAGCCGUUCCAAAGAUCUUGAUGGUGCUCUACCAAGCCGAUCUCAUUGACGAAGAGCUUGUUACCCAGUGGGGCAAACAUGUCAGCAAGAAGUACGUCGACAAGGACACGAGCAAGAAGGUUCGUAAGGCUAGUGAGCCUUUCAUUAAGUGGCUCGCAGAGGCUGAAGACGAUGAUGACGAGGAUGAUGAUGAGUAAAGGCCGGCUGUCGGUUUUUGAGGUGCUAUCGUUGGUUUGGGUACAUCAUUUCGUGUUUCUUGUCUGAUUGAACAGUUUUGUCUAUCCACUCUAUGUAUCCAGCGUUGAUCUCCUGAUAUAAAGUAUGAUUGUGUUUC